CACUUAUACAAAACCCCAACUCCAACACAGAGACGCUCAUAUCAUAUCAUCCCUCUAUCUAUCUCUAUCACCCCCCAAAUCGCCUCCAAAAUUUCAGAGAGAGAAAGCAACAGAGUGAGAGAGAGAGGGCUGAGAAUGGCGAAACUAGGACCAACCCCAGAUGCGAUUUCGACCAUUUUGGCCUGUCCGGAUCCGAGUGGGUCGGUUGAGCGGCCUGAUAUCGUGAUCCAGGUCCUCGAUCUCGGUCCCAGGGGCAUUACUUACAAGUUUACUGCUAGUGAUGGAAAGAUGAAGCUGAAGGGGAUGUUCUCCUCCCAGCUGGCUUCCCAGAUUACCUCUGGGAACAUUCAGAACCUGGGUCUCGUUCGCAUUCUGGAUUAUGCUGUUAAUGAGAUUCCUGGCAUGUCUGAAAACUAUGUGCUUGUAAAACAAUGCGAGGUGGUCUCACCUGCACUUGAGACGGAGAUAAAAAAUGAGGUCAAAAGUGAGGUCAAAAGUGGAGAAGUUGGCAUUAUUUUGAAACCCAAGCAAGAAAUGCUUUCCAAAUCAGCUUCUCAAAUUGUGCAUGAGCAGAAUGGAAAUAUGGCCCCGGCUGCGCGAAUGGCCAUGACCCGGAGGGUUCAUCCGCUUGUUUCCUUGAAUCCUUACCAAGGAAAUUGGACCAUAAAGGUUCGUGUUACAAACAAGGGUACUAUGCGUACCUACAAGAAUGCUAGAGGUGAAGGCUGUGUCUUCAAUGUGGAGUUGACAGAUGAAGAAGGCACACAAAUUCAAGCAACAAUGUUUAAUGAAGCUGCAAAGAAGUUCUUUGAGAAGUUUGAAUUAGGGAAGGUUUAUUACAUUUCAAAGGGAUCUCUAAGGGUUGCUAACAAGCAGUUUAAGACAGUGCAAAAUGAUUAUGAAAUGACUUUAAAUGAGAAUUCUGAGGUUGAAGAAGCUAUCAAUGAAGCAGCUUUUGUUCCUGAAACAAAAUUCAAUUUUGUUCCAGUUGAUAUGUUAGGUCCCCAUGUUAAUGGGAAGGAGCUUGUGGAUGUCAUUGGAGUUGUUCAAAGUGUGUCUCCUACAAUGAGCAUCAGAAGGAAGAGCAACAAUGAGAGUAUUCCAAAGCGUGAUAUUACCAUUGCUGAUGAAACGAAAAAGACAGUUGUGGUUUCUCUGUGGGGUGAGCUUGCAACUAGUGUAGGCCAGGAACUGCUUGACAUUGCCGAUCAAUCUCCCAUAGUUGCUAUCAAGUCCCUCAAAGUUGGAGACUUCCAAGGUGUGUCAUUGUCAACACUGAGCAGGAGCACAGUAGUAGUCAAUCCUGAAUUAUCUGAAGCAAAGAGAUUGAGGUCCUGGUAUGAUUCUGAAGGUAAAGGGGCUUCAUUGGCCUCUGUUGGCAAUGGUAUGAGCCCUUUAGCCAAGAGUGGAGCAAGGUCCAUGUACUCUGACAGAGUCUCCUUGUCUCAUAUAUCUGAUGACCCAUCCUUGGGUGAGGAUAAGCCUGUGUUUUUCAGUGUUAAAGCGUUUAUAAGUUCCAUCAGGCCUGAUCAGGCACUGUGGUACCGUGCUUGCAAAACUUGCAACAAGAAAGUAACUGAAGCUAUUGGGUCUGGUUAUUGGUGUGAAGGGUGCCAGAAAAAUGAUGAAGAAUGCAGUUUAAGGUAUAUAUUAGUUGCAAGAGUCACUGACGCAAGUGGGGAAGCAUAUCUUUCUCUAUUUAAUGAAGAAGCAGAGAGGGUUAUUGGGUGCUCUGCAGAUGAGCUGGACAAAUUGAAAUCACAGGAGGGAGAGGAGAACCCAUACCAACUGAAGCUGAAACAAGCUACUUGGGUUCCUCAUCUUUUUAGGGUCAGUGUUUCUCAGAAUGAGUACAAUAACGAGAAGAGGAAAAGGAUAACUGCCAGGGCAGUUGCUCCUGUUGAUUUUGCUGCUGAAUCAAAGCUUUUGCUAGAAGAGAUAUCAAAGAUGAAAGCUUCCCAAUAGAAGAAUUGUCUAAUGGAAAGUGUGUGCAGAAACCCAUAGAGAACAAACGAAGAUGAGGAUGGUGUCUGCUUGGGCAGGCAAUGUAUUCUGUAGCUUUUUAAUCUCUGCCUUUAAGAUAUUACUGGUUUAGUUUUUACAUGUUGGGGAAAAGGGCAGUUGGGAUUAAUUGCAAAUGUUGGUUAUCUAGUUGUAUAAAUGGUGGGUUUUUUUGCAUUCUAGAAAAGAAAUGCUUGAUAUUUAUCUAGUUGUAUAAACGGAGUUCCUUUAUAAUCCUUUGUGCGAUUGGCAUUUACGUUCAAUUUCAUCUUUCUUCCCUGGGAUUUUGGCAUAAGAACUAAA
Messenger RNA from Prunus avium (sweet cherry), 2304 nucleotides. It is a transcript of the gene RPA70B, whose product is annotated as RPA70-kDa subunit B. Gene Ontology annotation, molecular function: DNA binding. NCBI's taxonomy places the organism in Eukaryota, Viridiplantae, Streptophyta, Magnoliopsida, Rosales, Rosaceae. Gene Ontology annotation, biological process: DNA recombination; DNA repair; DNA replication. Gene Ontology annotation, cellular component: nucleus. The record is from RefSeq and is a predicted model, not a curated record.